Westerdykella ornata is the source of this 1335-nucleotide messenger RNA. RefSeq names its product heme oxygenase-like protein. The record is from RefSeq and is a predicted model, not a curated record. The coding region runs from base 1 to 1335 and encodes 444 amino acids. The transcript has 4 exons. NCBI's taxonomy places the organism in Eukaryota, Fungi, Ascomycota, Dothideomycetes, Pleosporales, Sporormiaceae.
AUGGGCCGACACGCCAAUCCAGACAUCCGCCGUGCCUUUCAAGAGUUCCAGGACGCCGACACUCCAUCCAAAUGCAACAAGGUCAGAUGCGUGCACUGCGGCUUCGUACGCGCGAAGAACACGACGCGCCAGAUUGAGCAUCUCCAGACAUGCCAGGCCUAUCUCGCCUCGCCCGACGCGAACCACAUGUUACAGACCCAUCCUCACGCAUCCACCCAGGCAGAGAAGGCAAACAAUGGCAGCGGUAACAUCUUGACCGGACAACAGCCAAACCCAAACCUUCAAGUCCAGCGUCGCGGCCCGAACAAGAGGGGACGCGAGCUGCUCGCUCCACACCCCCAGAUACCGCAGAAUGUCAUGCCAUCGUUGACUGCUCAUCUGCUCGCUCGCUGCCACCACGCUUUCAUUCAAGCAACUCAGCAGCCCUUCCUCUCGCAUGCUGGCUGUGGCUCUCUCGCGGUCGGCCCCCUCACGCAAUGGCUGGUGCAGGAUGGACACUACGCAAGAGGAUACAUUCGCUUCGUCGGACAGCUGCUGGCAAAGAUCCGCCUACCGCAGACUUCAAACUCCCAGUUCCACCCGAUGUUCAGGACCAUGGAUCUUCUCAUUUCCGCCGUGAACAACAUGCGCCGCGAGAUGCAGUUCUUUGAGAUCACAGCAACGAAAUACGGUCUAAACUUGAGCCCGGAUCCGCCAACCCCGAUCACGCGGGCGCUCCUUGACUUGUUUAUGAGUGCGAGCAGCUCGAGCGCGUCCCUUUUGGAGGGUAUAGUGGUCCUGUGGGGCACGGAGCAUUGCUACCGAUCAGCGUGGCAGUACGCCUCGUCGUUCAGCUCGUCUCUCUCCACCCCAAGCAACGAAUCGCACAUUGUUGCCCUACACCAAGCGCUCAUCCCGAACUGGACAUCACCAGCGUUCAGCAAGUUCGUCGAUGCCACCCGGAAUCUUGUCGACGAGCUCGCCAACAGCACGACCACUCGGGACGGCAAGGAGGAGAUGUUACGUUGCGAGGAGAUAUUCCGACAGAUAUGCUGGCUUGAAGAGCGCUUCUGGCCGGACGUCGACGGCAUGGGCGAAGAAGACGAGAGCGCGCGUCUAGGCUCUACCGGCAUGGGAUCAAUGGGUAACACUGUGGGUCCCAUGGACAGCAGCAUGAACGACAGUGCCAUGGGCGGAUCCACCAUGAACGGCUCCGUAGGCACUGCCAAUAUGACUGGCCAGGGAAUGAACGCCUCAGGCAUGAGCGGUGCAAAUAUGAACGGCGGAGAUUCGACCCCUGUAAGCGACGGCCGGAACAGUUUUGGAGGUCUUGACAGUGUUGGCCAAGGAUCGUAG